Vigna umbellata (rice bean) is the source of this 757-nucleotide messenger RNA. RefSeq names its product BAG family molecular chaperone regulator 2. Lineage: Eukaryota; Viridiplantae; Streptophyta; Magnoliopsida; Fabales; Fabaceae. The record is from RefSeq and is a predicted model, not a curated record. Gene Ontology annotation, molecular function: protein binding.
AAACCAAAAAAGAGAUCAAAGAGUGUGAGAAAGAUGAUGAAGUUGAGGUCAAAGAGGUUUUCAAGAAGCAGCUCCAAGCUUGGCAACAAAGGAACAGCAUCAUCCCCAGAAAAGGAUGCCAAAAACAACGGUGAAAUCAAGUGGGAACUUAGGCCUGGUGGCAUGCUUGUUCAGAAGAGGGAGAGUAAUAAUAACCAAAGUUCUGGAGAGGGAGUCAUUGCUGUUAGAGUCUCCACUGUCUCACAAUGGCAUGACAUUUCCAUUGAUGCCACUUCAACUUUUGGGGAACUAAAACUGAUUUUGUCACUGGUGACAAAUUUGGAUCCCAGAGAGCAGAGGCUUCUGUUCAAGGGCAAGGAGAGGGAGGACAGUGAAUUCCUUCACAUGGUUGGGGUGAGAGACAAGGACAAGGUCCUAAUGCUUGAGGAUCCUGCAACAAAGGAGAUGAAGCUUCUUGGCAUGGCAAGAGGCCAACCCAUUAACAAUACUUGCUGUACCAUCGCUGUAUGAACACCCUUUGAUUUCAUCAAACUUCUUGUUAAUUAGCACUAACCAGAAAAGAAAAAAAAAACAAAAAGUGAAGUAAAGUUUAAUGUAAUGAUAUGGUCUUUCUUCACUUUUGUUUGUCUUAGAAUAGAAACUUAAUUAUGUACUUAUCUGUUGGGUAGAACCUCCCUUCAUUUAAAAAUGUACAACAUGAUGCAAUGCCAUGUCAUUUUGCAGAGGUUUCUCUUGUAAUUCAAGUAUCCAUUCUCUC